GACGCUCCCGGCCCAGUGGGAGUGCAGCCUACGCCUGGUUCGAAUCGAGUCCUGGGCGGCGGGUCGCGGGGAGCGCUGUCAGAGCUGGGGGAGACACUCGCCCUCCCAAGAGGUGCAAGAGGACGGGGUUUAGGCCGGAAGAGUCUGAGAGGAGCCAUUUUCCAGGAUGGCUGAUUUGGUUCUAUGUGAACCAAUAGAGCUUUACAACAUCUUGAAUCAGGUCACAAAACUAUCCAGAUUGACUGAACCCAACUAUCUCUGUUUAUUGGAUGUGCGUUCCAAACAGGAGUACGAUGAAAGCCAUGUGAUUACAGCCCGUCGAGUGAAGAAGGAGGCAGAUGAAUAUCUUAUCCCGGAGUCUGUGGAUCUAGAGUGUGUGAAGUACUGUGUGGUGUAUGAUAAAAAUUCCAGCUGCCUGGACCUAAUUAUAAAAGAUGACAGUGACAGCUCUGACAGUAGUAAAAACGACCUGUUUGCCGGAGGACCUGCCAUUGAAUGUGGCAGAGCCUUAGCUCACCUCACCCGCCACCCCGUCCAGAUCCUGAGAGGGGGCUAUGAGUCUUUCUCAGCCAAGUACCACUUUUUCCGGACGCAGAAGAUCAUCUGGAUGCCGCAGGAAUUGGAUGAAUUUCAGGCAUACCCUGUUGAAAUAGUGCCAGGAAGCAUCUACCUGGGAGAUUUCAGGCAAGCCUGCGAUCCUAAAAUUCAGAAGGAUUUGAAAAUCAAAGCACAUGUCAAUGUCUCCAUGGAGACAGGACCAUUUUUUGUAGGUAACUCUGACAAGCUUCUGCACAUCCAGAUAGAAGACUCCCUGGAAGCCUUCAUUUUCCCUUUUCUGCGCCACCUCUGUCACUUCAUUGAUGUCCACCUUGAACUUGGCAAUGUCAUCCUGAUAUUUUCCACCCUGGGUAUCAGUCGCAGCUGCGCGGCCGUCUUGGCCUACCUCAUGCACCAGAACGAGCAGACCUUGAAGAAGUCCUGGGAACACGUCAAGAAGUGCAAAAACAACGUGUGUCCAAAUCGGGCCUUAGUGGCUCAGCUGUCACAAUGGGAGACGAUUGUUCUCGGAGGCUUUAUCACAGAUAUCUCGGUUCCACUCGGCUGAUCUCUGUGGUCCAGCUAUGGGUCCUGAAGAACUUUGCUUGGGAGCUUCUUGUGGGUAGUGGGCCGGGAUGUGUAACCAGGUUGGUGUGGAAAAAGGCCUUUGCUACCUGGAGCCUCUUGUCAGCCUCCUGCAUUGGUUCUUCCCA
Molecule: messenger RNA, 1250 nt
Organism: Myotis myotis
Lineage: Eukaryota; Metazoa; Chordata; Mammalia; Chiroptera; Vespertilionidae
Gene: STYXL1
Product: serine/threonine/tyrosine interacting like 1
Exons: 9
Coding region: 167-1105 (312 amino acids)
Biological process (GO): protein dephosphorylation; positive regulation of intrinsic apoptotic signaling pathway; negative regulation of cytoplasmic stress granule assembly
Cellular component (GO): mitochondrion
Molecular function (GO): protein phosphatase inhibitor activity; pseudophosphatase activity; protein phosphatase binding
Source: RefSeq, a predicted model, not a curated record